AUGCACACUCUCGGAGAUAUGAGCACCACUACGGCAAAGGUCCUCGAGGGGAGUGAGAAUACAACCCCUGAAUCACCCGGAAUUUGCGCAAUGAGACUGACCGUCAGGAAUUGGCUCUCGCACGAGCGAUCGUUCCAGCUGGAUCCCUACUCAAACCUAGAACCAUUGGACUCUGACUUCGAUUACCAGAUUGAUUGGGUAAUGGACCUUGUGGAAUUCUCGUUCAAGCUCCCUCAUGACUACCCUGAUACACGAGAGGGGCUCCUUCGCAAAACCCAGCAGCUCAUUCAAGGAGCCAAUAUCCUCGGCAUGCGAACAACAUACACGGGAGAGUCGGAAGUGACCAUGGUCAAACAGGACUUGAAACGGAAAAUUCACCCGAGGAACUUGAAGAAAUGUCGAAAUCGCAAAUCCUAUAGUUUCGGGUGCAACCUCAACUGGAUUCGGCGUGCGGGACUUUGCUAUCUCCAGUUUGAAGUUGACUCCGAAGACCACUUGAUCGUGACGGUCGAUGAAAAUGAUGCUGAAUACCAAGGCACUGGAUUGGAUCCUGUCAGAGCUCUUGGUCCCCUCUUUCAAAGACUUACGACUAACUUUUAA
Messenger RNA from Penicillium waksmanii, 600 nucleotides. RefSeq lists its product as uncharacterized. The record is from RefSeq and is a predicted model, not a curated record. The transcript has a single exon. Bases 1 to 600 code for a protein of 199 amino acids. NCBI's taxonomy places the organism in Eukaryota, Fungi, Ascomycota, Eurotiomycetes, Eurotiales, Aspergillaceae.